AUGUCCCGUCAACUGGCAGUUGAUGGUGGAAGUAGCAGCGUUGGGCAACUCGCUGUCUUCACCCGCGGACAGCGUGAGCGCAUUCCAAUACAAUACCAGCUGCUAUCCGCUUUGAAGCGGCGGCCGCUGCAGGAGCAUCCGCGUCUCGCUGAUCGUCAGAAACCGGCGGACGACCAACUGGCUGGAGGACAGUCCAUGCUCCGGGGAAGCUCAUCCGGCGGCGUGAGGGCAUUACAGAAUAGCCAGCGCCACAUGCUGUUUCGAUGCACCAUCGACUACGAGUCCUGCUCUCUGCUGUCACCUUAG
This is a messenger RNA of Colletotrichum tamarilloi, 306 nucleotides long. RefSeq lists its product as uncharacterized. Lineage: Eukaryota; Fungi; Ascomycota; Sordariomycetes; Glomerellales; Glomerellaceae. The record is from RefSeq and is a predicted model, not a curated record. The coding region runs from base 1 to 306 and encodes 101 amino acids. The transcript has a single exon.